Acanthocheilonema viteae is the source of this 1827-nucleotide messenger RNA. Lineage: Eukaryota; Metazoa; Nematoda; Chromadorea; Rhabditida; Onchocercidae. The record is from the annotation of a GenBank genome assembly.
AUGUUUGUGAUAUAUACCCGUGGAGCUGCUGGAAAAUGGAUUAAGAACGGGUCUGUUACCACGGACGAGUAUUGGUGGAGUAACGUCGUUUCUCGAAAAUGCGAUCAAAAUGAUUCGGCCAAACGUCACUGUGAUCGCCUUUUCACCCGUGUGGAGUCUGUGACUACUGUUGCUGCUGUUCACGGUGAGUUAUUGGCGCGUUGUAGGAGAAUUGAAGAAGGACUGAAAAGAUGUGUACCAGCACCCGGUGGCACAGUUGGAUUUAUGCUAAACGACCACGAUAGAGGUGAAGAAGUGCUCGUGUGGAACAAUCACCGCAUAAUGAUCAAGUGGAAGUGCACGAAGACCUCAGGUGUAGUUUUACUUACUCGUAAGGAAACGACCCUUUUGUCAGUAUUUCGUACUUCGACAGCAUUUCGUAUUUGUUUCAUCGCCAUGCUACUGUCCACCGCAUCCACUCUUCAUAGUGUAAUGUUAACAGCCGAUCAACAUCAACAAAACGAGGUUGCUGCCUGUACACAAAUUGAUCUCUCAUCAGCAUCAGAGAGCGAAUUGCUAAGCUGUAGACGUCAUUAUCGCUCCUUGUUGCAAAGGCUCAACGGCGAACUAUCACGAGUAUCACGUCAGAAACGUUAUUCUCCCGUAUCAGCAUCACUACCCAAUCUGGAAUCGGCAUUUUUCAUGGAUCGUCUCAAUGCCAUACGUCUGGCGCGUGAAGAGGAGCUGAACCGUACACUUAGUGAAGCUAAUGACGAAGAAAUUCUCCAGAAACGGCGUAGACCAUUUGUUCCGAGGAGAAAUAGUACGGCUGAAGAAUGUCGCCAAUUAUCGCAACAAGAAUUGGUUACUGAACUGAAGCAGAAAGGAACAUAUAACCCAGAUCUGAUGGCAUGGGAUGCUUCUGGAAUUAUUCGUUUCUUAGAUCGUUCUAUUGGUGAUCAGUAUGAAAGACAAUCGAAAACUCGUCCAAGUGUCGAGGAAACAAUGGAGCGUAAUGUAGAGGCGCUGGAACAGAUAUUGUCGGAAUUGAAUAUUGAAUGUGACGUACGUUCACCUUCGGUGAUUUCGCGGCUGAAAAAUCUCACAUCGACGGAAAGUCGACGAACGGUUAUAUCGCCAUCCAUACGUAUGAUGGAUUCUGAACUAGAGCGAAACAAGCGUGGAACCGCUGAGAGUGUCAUCGACUCAUUGAUAGCAUCAGGGGCCGUUGAUGCUUAUACCAGAGGAGAUCUAAUAAUGCGUAAACGCCAGAAACUCAUUGGGGAUGUUCAUGUGAUACCAUUUGGGUGUGAUAAGCGAGGUAGUGAGGAAGACGGUUACUUGAGGUUGUGUGGUGCUUGUCAGGCGAUACGUCGAUUACCGGAUACAUUUUUUCCACCGUUUAUCAACGAAGUGAUGUGUGAUGAUGACAAAGCUUGUCUUUAUUUUUAUGAUUUUCGUGCGUUUGCGUUUCUUCUCAAUUCAUCUAGAGAACAACCUCAUGGAAAAUGCACGCAGAAGCAUAUGAAUUUCGUUGUAUUGAAGAACGUUGGUACAGACGACUGUCAGAUAUGGCAAAAAUUCAACCUUAAUGUACGAGUUUCCUGCGAAUGUUUUGUUGAAGGAGUUAAAGAACGCUGCACAGAAUCGGAACUAAUAUUAGCUCAUUAUCGAACAAGAGCUAAGCUUAGGCCUAUGCCUGUAAUGUUGUUGCAUAACGUUUAUGAAUUGAAGUACUCUUUUCUGGCCUGCUUAAGAGUUCUCGCAGAAUAUAAUUGUUAUAGCAUAGAAUUCAUCGUAAAACCAAUAUUUGCAGAUGAGAUGUCAUUCUUUGCAAAAUAUGUUUGA